GCGUUGGGUCGCUUAUGCUCAUUAGCCUCACUAUUGAUGUCACAAUCUGGCAAAAUGGAGGUGGAAUUUGCCAAACGAGUUCGCUAACAAACGAGAUACUAGCUUGUUAAAUUUCACACCUGGUAGAAGGCCGCAGAAAGCCAUCCAAGAGUGAAUUUCCUGUAAUUUGUCAAUACGUAAUGUGAAGUUAUAAGCAAAUUGUACACAAUGUCGCAGUACAGAGUGUUCUCCCAAGCUUAUUCUGUUGUGGUUUGGAGCCGGAGUGAAGUGGAAAACAGCAACAAUGGAAGGAAAUCCCCACUGGGACCUUGAUAGCCAGCGGAGUCACCAGUGGUGGACGCUUUAUAUUUAUGAACCGGCUUCAAUAUUUUCGGACGCAUAUUUGAUGAAGGGAAAAUCGCUAGAAAAGCAUCAGAUAAAACAAAAAAGUCACCGUGGGGAGGGUGGUGGUGGUGGGGGGAGCGGAUUGUUUCGUCAAGGAGGCGAUCGAUCCAGAGGAAACGACGCCAAAGGGAAACAGCGCUACGUAGAUAAGCUAUGCUAAUUUUAAAAGAGGGGGAAGGAAGCGUGACUGCCAAGUUUCCUCCAGACCGACUGGACAAAGUCGUGCAAGAAGCAGAAGCUGCUUGCUCUUAAAGGUCGGGGGGGAAAACGCUUUGCAAAGAUGGCCCAGAAUGAAACGCAUCCCCUUGUGGAAAUCCUCAAAUCCUUUAAUACGGGCGACAUGAUCCUGGCCUUCUGCUUGUCGGUGCUGGUGGGCCUGCUUCUGGGCGCUCUGGUUUACGUCCUGCUGACGUGGGCGUCCCGCCGCCGAGCCACCGCCCUCAUCACCCGACGCUCCCGCAAGAAACCCGGCAAAUCUUCGCGCUCCCAAAUCCCGCCGGACGGCCAGCUGGGCCUCUACCGGAGCACUUUCCUCGGUGUCUACCGCCAGCCCUCGCUGGAGCCGGUGGGGCCGCUGGGGAGCAAACCGGGACCGGAAACGUCCACGUUUCGACCUGUGCCCAGGAAAGGCAGUCUGGAGAUGGGGGAGGACACCCGGGUGAGCCCGCCCGAGGACUCGGCCGAUUCGGCGGCACUGGUUCCCGACAAGCGCCACUCCUUCUGGCUGGGCGGGAACGGACUCAAGGGGUUCCUGCCCUCGCAGACGCCGCCGCCCGCCUACAACAGCAUCAUCCACGCUUUCCAAGAGUCCUGCACUUGAAGCCAGCCACAGCCAAGUUCUCAAGACUUUGGAGAUUCUAUCCGAAGGAAGAGUUGUUUUCAAGACCCUGUGAAGUCAAUUCAGAGAUUUUAUCUCUAAAUACAGCAUUUUGGGGGGCCGGGGGGGGGGGCGUCGAUACAAGGGACAGGAUUUAAACUGAACGACAUGUUUUUAAAACUGCCAUAAGAACAGCCCCCGCUAGCUUUAUGCUAACAUAUAGUGGAAAAGACCAUGACAUGCUCACAGUUAGCAUUAAUAGAGGCCAUUUUACAACACUUUGAGCAACAGAUAUUUGAACAGAAAUGUUCGAACAGAUCACCAAAUAUUCACAGGCAUAAUAUGAAAAAUGGCCAGCAUGACAGCAAUUGACUGAGUCAUAGCAGAAGAAGUCGAUUCUCCCUCGGUUGUGUCUGCAUGGUCGCGUUAUAAAAUACUGCCUCCUGGUGGCCAAAGCGGGCACACCGGAAGGAGCACCACAGCAUUAAAUCAUGAUGCACCCACUCUUUCAUGUUUUACAUUCUAUUUAAUUUGUUCUUACUCCGUUUUUCAUAAAAUACAAGAAUAUAGAGUUUUAAUUUCCCUUAUUAUGAACAACGAAACCAAAAAUAGGAUUUUGGGCUAGAAUGCAUUAAUGGCAUUUCCAUUCAUUCCAAUGGGGAAAGGUGACUUGAGAUAUGGAUUUUUUUGAGUGUAGGCAUUGAACGACUGAAACUUAAGGAUCUCAAGGAACCAUUGUAUGUUAUACAUGUAUAAAAAUAAAUUCUGAAAGGACUGA
Hippocampus comes (tiger tail seahorse) is the source of this 1979-nucleotide messenger RNA. It is a transcript of the gene myct1b, whose product is annotated as myc target 1b. Bases 665 to 1204 code for a protein of 179 amino acids. The transcript has 2 exons. NCBI's taxonomy places the organism in Eukaryota, Metazoa, Chordata, Actinopteri, Syngnathiformes, Syngnathidae. The record is from RefSeq and is a predicted model, not a curated record. Gene Ontology annotation, cellular component: nucleoplasm.